UGCUCCAGCCGCCGCCCGCCAAUGAGGGUUGCAGCGUUGCCCAAAAUCUAACUGUCAAACAAACGCACAAACGGCAUUCAUCUUUUCACAUGAAAUUUGUAGCAUUUAAAUGACUGGUCAGCAGCAGAGGAACCAUCUUUCAUUUCUUUUCUUUUCCUUGUUUGAUUCAUUAAACGAAGAAUCCUAAUUCGAAGAUAUCUUAAACUUAAUCAAUUUUUUUUUGUGCCCCCCCAAAAAAAGCCAGAAAGAAAUAGUAUUCAUUCCGAGUUUGGCCUCUAGGAUUUGGUAUUGCCUGGUUGACGGAUUUCCAGAUGGACGCUGCUGAGGCUCAUCGAGGUUCGUUAGGUCAAGCGGAGAUUAAUUGGGACAAGCUUGACAAAAGCAAAUUCUAUGUUGUUGGAGCUGGAAUAUUUACGGGUCUUACGGUUGGACUAUAUCCUAUAUCAGUUGUGAAGACUAGGCUGCAGGUUGCUACAAAAGAAGCUGUAGAGAAGGAUGCAUUUUCUGUCAUAAAAGGAAUAUUAAGAACAGAUGGGAUUCCUGGAUUGUACAGAGGUUUUGGUACGGUCAUCACUGGAGCAAUUCCUGCUAGGAUUAUAUUCCUCACUGCAUUAGAGACAACGAAGGUGGCUGCUUACAAAAUGGUUGAACCAUUCAAAUUCUCAGAGCCUACACAGGCUGCUAUUGCGAAUGGAAUUGCUGGAAUGUCUGCAUCUCUCUGUUCACAAGCUGUAUUUGUCCCAAUUGAUGUGGUUAGCCAAAAGCUGAUGGUGCAAGGAUAUUCAGGCCAUGCAAGCUAUAAUGGUGGCCUGGAUGUUGUGCGUCAAGUUCUCAAAACAGAUGGAAUUCGUGGAUUGUACAGAGGAUUUGGUCUAUCUAUUAUGACUUAUUCCCCAUCUAGUGCUGUUUGGUGGGCAAGCUAUGGUUCAAGCCAACGGUUUAUCUGGAGGCUUCUAGGUCAAGGCAGCGAGCAUGCGGGACAAGCUCCUAGUCAGGGGACUAUAGUGAUGGUCCAAGCUGCUGGAGGGAUCUUUGCUGGUGCUACUGCAUCAUGCAUCACAACGCCAUUGGACACUAUCAAGACUCGAUUACAGGUUAUGGGGCAUGCGAAGAGACCCACAACCAGGCAAAUAGUCAAAACAUUGAUCUCAGAAGAUGGAUGGACAGGAUUUUAUAGAGGACUCGGUCCAAGGUUUUUCAGCAUGUCAGCAUGGGGAACUUCAAUGAUACUAGCCUACGAAUAUUUGAAGAGGUUGUGUGCAAAAGAAGAAUGACUUUAUCAAGCAGGAUUCCAUAACAGUUGCGUUUUUCCUAGUAGAUUAUAGAUCUUUGUUAAAUUUGAUGAGAUUUAGAUACAAAAUUGGAGGAAUGCUUACUCUGGGAAGGGACAAUGCAAGGGAAGGUGGAAGCGUGUAUUACCUGCAACAGACCUGGCAACCUUAAAACUGAAAGUGCACGGUUGCCAAUUUUUUCAAAUAACUUUGACGAUGUGAUCAUAUAAUUCUUUUGAUGAAUUUGUAUACUCCUGUACUGGAUGUACUUAUAAAAAUCACUAGCUUAAAUGAAAGAAUUUUGUUUCAUGA
Coffea eugenioides is the source of this 1583-nucleotide messenger RNA. RefSeq names its product solute carrier family 25 member 44. The coding region runs from base 312 to 1274 and encodes 320 amino acids. The record is from RefSeq and is a predicted model, not a curated record. Lineage: Eukaryota; Viridiplantae; Streptophyta; Magnoliopsida; Gentianales; Rubiaceae. The transcript is spliced from 6 exons. Gene Ontology annotation, biological process: transmembrane transport.